UGUUAACAGAGCAGCUGAAACAUGUAAAGUGUGGCAACGCCACACCCCCUCAAAUAUACAUACGUAUGCAAAGGAGAAGACGAAUUACCGCAAAAUCAUUUUAUUAAAGGUGCAUCGAAGCUAGAAAGCAGACAACAGUCGACAUACCAAUCACGUGAUAGAAAGGAUAUCAUUUUUGAAGUGCACAUCGAUCAAACCCAAAAGAAGGAUAUACAAAAAAUCAUUAAAAACGACAAGAACAGCGAACAAAAAAUAUUAGAAAAUAUGGCAAGCGAUUUAAGCGGCAUUGUCGAGUCAUCGUUUCCCACGGGUGCAUUGGUACCGAAAGCGGAGACGGGCGUGCUGAACUUUUUACAAAAGUAUCCGGACUACGAUGGCCGAGAUGUAACAAUAGCUAUCUUCGAUUCCGGGGUGGAUCCACGUGCAACCGGACUUGAAACGCUUUGCGAUGGCAAAACGCUGAAAGUCAUUGAGCGCUAUGAUUGCUCGGGCUGCGGCGAUGUGGACAUGAGCAAGAAGGUGACGCCAAGUGAGAAGGGCACCUUCAAGGGUCUGUCGGGUCGCUCACUAAAGCUCAGUGCGGAGCUGUUGGCUCUUAACACAGACAAGGAACGUGCUGUACGGGUGGGCCUGAAGAGCUUCAAUGAUUUAGUGCCAGCAAAGGUGCGCGACAACAUUGUUGCUCAGGCAAAGCUGAAGAACUGGGACAAGCCACACAAGAUGGCCACAGCUAAUGCAAGUCGCAAAAUAGUUGAAUUUGAAUCUCAAAAUCCAGGCGAAACUCCCAAGCUGCCCUGGGACAAAAAGAUAAUUAAGGAGAACCUAGAUUUUGAGCUGGAAAUGCUAAACACUUAUGAGAAGCUAUACAACGAGGUCAAGACCUCCUAUGACUGCGUGCUCUUUCCAACCGAAAAUGGCUGGUUGACCAUCAUAGAUACAACAGAACAGGGCGACUUGGAGAAGGCACUGCGGAUUGGCGAAUACACCAGGACACAUGAGACCAAGAAUGUCGAUGAUUUCCUCUCGAUUUCGGUAAAUGUCCAUGACGAUGGUAACGUGCUAGAAGUGGUGGGCAUGUGCUCGCCGCAUGGCACGCACGUAGCAUCGAUUGCCAGUGGCAAUCACAAUUCCAGGGACAUUGAUGGUGUGGCGCCUAAUGCCAAGAUAGUGUCCAUAACCAUUGGCGACGGCCGUUUAGGCUCUAUGGAGACGGGCACGGCGCUCGUUCGCGGCAUUACGAAGGUCAUGGAGCUGUGCCGUGAGGGCCGACGCAUUGAUGUGAUCAACAUGAGCUACGGCGAGCACUCAAACUGGUCGAACUCUGGCCGUAUUGGUGAGCUGAUGAACGAGAUUGUCAAUAAGUAUGGCGUCGUCUGGGUUGCUUCGGCAGGAAAUCAUGGACCGGCGCUCAGCACCGUCGGCACUCCGCCGGACAUCAGUCAACCCAGUCUGAUAGGUGUCGGGGCCUAUGUCUCGCCGCAGAUGAUGGAGGCAGAGUAUGCGAUGCGUGAGAAGCUUCCCGGCAACGUAUACACAUGGACAUCACGCGAUCCCUGCAUCGAUGGCGGACAGGGCGUGACGGUGUGCGCACCCGGCGGCGCCAUUACAUCCGUCCCGCAGUUUACCAUGAGCAAGUCGCAGCUGAUGAAUGGCACAAGCAUGGCGGCACCACACGUAGCCGGUGCAGUGGCCUUGCUCAUCUCUGGCCUGAAGCAGGAGAAUAUUGAGUAUUCGCCCUAUAGUAUUAAGCGCGCCAUUAGCGUGACGGCUACCAAACUUGGCUAUGUGGAUCCUUACGCACAGGGCCAUGGACUGCUAAACGUGGAGAAGGCUUUCGAGCAUUUGCUUGAGCAUCGGCAGUCUAAGGACAACAUGCUGCGCUUCUCUGUGCGCGUGGGCACCAACCAAGCUAAGGGCAUUCAUCUACGCGAAGGCGUGCAGCGCAAGUUCGUUGACUUCAACGUCAACAUCGAGCCGGUCUUUUUCAACGACAAGGAAGUGGAUCCCAAAGAGAAGUUCAAUUUCAAUGUGCGUCUUAGCCUCUUGCCCUCGCAGCCAUGGGUGCAGUGCGGCUCUUUCCUGGACCUCAGCUACGGCGUACGCUCUAUUGUGGUCAGAAUUGAUCCGACUAGCUUGCAGCCAGGCGUGCACAGUGCUGUGGUUCGUGCCUACGACACGGACAACGUAAGGAAGGGUCCAUUGUUUGAGAUACCCGUUACUGUGGUGCAGCCCCAUGUGUUGGAAGACAACCAAAACACGCCCAUCUACGAGCCUGCCUCAAAUAGGGCCGACAAGAGCGUUGAGUUUCAGCCCAAUACUAUUCAAAGGGACUUUAUUCAAGUGCCGGACAAGGCCACCUGGGCAGUGCUGCGGCUGCGCAUAACUGAUCCCAAUCGGGGCAACGACAUUGGAAAGUUCUUCUUGCACACGAAUCAACUGCUGCCGAAUCAAUCGUGCCGCAAACUGGAAACCAUGAAGAUAAUUGGCGUCAAUUCGGAAUUUGAGGCCACGGCCACCUUCCGUGUUAAGGCCAACAGGAUACUGGAGCUGUGCAUAGCCAAAUAUUGGUCGAAUCAUGGGCAGAGCCAUUUGAAGUACAGCCUUGAGUUUCACGGCGUGGCUGCCCUAAAUCCCAACGCAUAUGUCAUGCACGCUGGUCGUGGCAUACACAAGCUGGAGAUUGGAGCGUUGGUGGCGGAGGAGAUUCAACCACUGCUGCAGCUCAAGAAUGCCGCAGUUGUGCUCAAGCCCACCGAGGCAAAAAUUUCGCCAUUGAGCGCGACACGCGAUGUCAUACCGGAGGGCAGGCAGGUCUAUCAAAAUAUUCUUGUCUACAAUCUGAAUGUAGCGAAGGCAGCGGAAGUAGCGUUGUAUGCGCCUCUGUUCAACGAUUUGCUGUAUGAAGCCGAAUUUGAGUCGCAGAUGUGGAUGCUUUUCGAUGUGAACAAAACUCUGGUUGCCACCGGCGACGCGCAUUCUCACACGUUCUUUACGAAGCUGGAGAAGGGGGAGUAUACGGUGCGGCUGCAGGUGCGUCACGAGAAGCGCGAGUUGCUCGAGAAAAUCUCAGAGGCCAAUCUUAUUGCGGCCUACAAGUUGGCCAAUAUGCUCUCGUUCGACUUUUACGACAGCUACAAUCAGUGUAUUAUCAGUGGCCGCAAAAUUACAUCUGCCAAGGUGCGUGAGACUACCAAAAUGCUCUAUAUUGCACCCAUUGCUCAAGAGAAGCUCACAAAGGCAAAUUUGCCGGCGCAAUGCGCCUGGCUUGCCGGCAACCUAAUCUUUCCGAAAGAUGAGGGCGGCCGUCGUAUUGCCCUGCAUCCCUUCACCUAUAUACUGAAUCCGGCCGAAAAGAAAUCAACCGCUAAUGGCGCCGCCAAUGGAGCUGCUGCUAAUAAUGCCAGCCCGGCGGCGGCCGCCGCUGUCACCGCCAAUGGAGCUAAACCGAAGGCAGCAGCCACGCCCCAGGGUGCAACAAGCGCUGCGAAUUCAGCUGGCGGUGAUGGUGUUACACUGCAGAGCGAAGUGCCCGCCAACGGAGGCGGUGGUGCGCCCAGUUCUCCCCAAAAGGGCAAGACCAGCGCCGACGACUAUGCCGAGAGCCUGCGAGAUUUCCAAUGCUCUCACAUUGCCAAGUGUGAACUGGAGAAGGCUGAAAAAAUAUACAACGAUGUUAUUGCUGCACAUCCCAAGCAUCUUCCGGCACAUCUGCAGAUGAUCCAAAACAUCGAGUCGAGCGAGCUGAAGAGCCAACUACCGUUCGCCUUCCUCGCUGCCCAGCAGAACUCAAACAAGGAGGGUGACAACGCCAACGUGGAUAAGCCAAAAGAGGAUCAGCAGAAGCAGCGCUCUGCCUUGGAGCGCAUUGUAAAACUUGCAGAUAUUGUAAUCAAAGAAACUGAUGCCGAUGCCCUGCUCUCAUACUAUGGAAUUAAGAACGACACACGUCCAGAUGCGGCCAAAAUCAAGACCAACAUGGACAAACAGAAGAAUAAUCUCAUCGAAGCCUUGAGCAAGAAGGGCAUUGCACUCGCCAAGCUGUGUGUGCUCGAAGACAAUCUCAAGGAUCAUUUGGCCGAGCUGAACGAAGUGUACACGGAUAUCAUUAAGUUUAUUGAUGCGACCGAUACCAAGGCCAUCCAAUUCGCCAUAUGGCAUGCCUAUGCGCACAAUCAUUACGGACGGAUGUACAAAUAUGUGACAAAGAUGAUUGAGGAUAAACGCACACGGGAACUCUUCGAGGAGAUGGCGGCCAUCAACAGCGCUUUGGGAUAUGAGCAUACCAAAGCUGUUAUAGAUCGUAUGGCUGUCACUUACUUCCCAGGCGGCUUCCGUUUGUUUUAAGUGAUCGUUGGCAGUUUUUAUGCAAUUAGCAAAAUAACCUUUACAAUUUCACAUUUAAAUCUAAUCACUGUUUUAUUUCUAUUGCAAGCCAUGAAGUAAUCAAUUAUAUAUAAUGUACAUGAACUCAGUAUGCUUCCAAUUUAAAAACAAAA
Molecule: messenger RNA, 4496 nt
Organism: Drosophila virilis
Lineage: Eukaryota; Metazoa; Arthropoda; Insecta; Diptera; Drosophilidae
Gene: TppII
Product: Tripeptidyl-peptidase II
Biological process (GO): proteolysis
Cellular component (GO): cytosol
Molecular function (GO): serine-type endopeptidase activity; tripeptidyl-peptidase activity
Source: RefSeq, a predicted model, not a curated record